Phaedon cochleariae (mustard beetle) is the source of this 759-nucleotide messenger RNA. The record is from the annotation of a GenBank genome assembly. NCBI's taxonomy places the organism in Eukaryota, Metazoa, Arthropoda, Insecta, Coleoptera, Chrysomelidae.
GGUUUGUUUUGAGUCGGUGAGAGUGUUUAUACCAAAAGAAAAAAAAUGAAGUCUCUGAUUUGCAUAGCCAUCGUUGUCGUUGCUAUGGCAACAGCGGCACCUUCACCACAGAAAGAAGGCAGUGCCUACACACAAGAAGCCAUCAGGCAAGCACAGAACACCCUGUUGAUACCAAAAGAUGCCCAAAUCCAAAAAGUGCAAGAAGGGAUUGAAAUCGGCGCCUAUGAGAGUAUCCCUGGUAACCAGAAGAUCAACCUUUUCGAAAUUUUGGGAGACCAAUUCCCCCCAGAAGUCGUCAACAAUCUCCAAACGCAGAUCGAUCAGUUCAUCCCAAAGAUGCUCUAUAGGAUUGAGAUCCGGGCUGCAUGCUGGCCCAGUCAAGCCUUAGAAUUCCGACCUCAUUCAAAUACUCGGUUACAAUUCGAGCAACGUGUGGUCUGGCGUUGUCAUGCAUCAAGACCAAAGCCGUCUCCAAUAAUAUGGGAGAACCUUUUCUUCCCAUGUACUAAAAGGAAAGAUUACAACAGAAAAUUUUGUGGUGGCAGCUUAAGGGAUUUCAAACUAGUUCUUAGUUUGGCGAACUCAAGUGGUGACCAAAUAGUGACUUUCGUUAGGCGUGAACAGUGUCUACGGGCAGUUUUCUACGGAAAAUCAGUUCCUCUUCGAGUGAUUCACAAGAACAUCGCAGAAGCAGAUUCGACAAAAUUUCUACCAAAAUUCGACGCUGCUGGUUUUUUAGCAGAAAUUCGUCCAGCGUAA